UAUAAUAAACAGUUGGAUUUUGCCAUUGCAAACGGGUGCUUCCAGCUAAGUGAAUGAAAAUGUCUACUAGAACUCCAUUGCCCACGGUGAAUGAACGGGACACUGAAAACCAUACCUCUCAUGGUGAAGGACGACAGGAAAUUUCUUCCCGAACUAGUCGGUCUGGGGCUCGCUGUAGGAAUUCCAUAGCUUCCUGUGCAGAUGAGCAGCCACAUAUUGGGAAUUACAGACUCCUUAAGACAAUUGGAAAGGGAAAUUUUGCAAAAGUGAAACUGGCCAGGCACAUUCUUACUGGCAGAGAGGUUGCAAUAAAAAUAAUUGACAAAACUCAAUUGAAUCCAACUAGUCUACAAAAGCUGUUUAGGGAAGUAAGGAUAAUGAAGAUUUUAAAUCAUCCCAAUAUAGUUAAAUUAUUUGAAGUAAUUGAGACUGAAAAAACACUCUACUUAAUCAUGGAAUAUGCAAGUGGAGGGGAGGUAUUUGAUUAUCUAGUUGCACAUGGAAGAAUGAAGGAAAAAGAGGCAAGAGCGAAAUUUAGACAGAUAGUAUCUGCAGUGCAGUAUUGCCACCAAAAGCAUAUUGUUCACAGAGAUCUCAAGGCUGAAAAUCUAUUACUCGAUGCAGACAUGAACAUUAAAAUAGCCGAUUUUGGUUUUAGUAAUGAGUUUACAGUUGGUAAUAAACUGGACACAUUUUGUGGCAGCCCCCCCUAUGCUGCUCCAGAACUCUUCCAAGGCAAGAAAUAUGAUGGACCUGAAGUAGAUGUUUGGAGCUUAGGUGUCAUUCUUUAUACUCUUGUGAGUGGAUCUCUGCCUUUUGACGGGCAGAAUCUAAAGGAACUCAGAGAGAGAGUGUUAAGAGGAAAAUACAGGAUUCCUUUCUACAUGUCAACAGAUUGUGAAAACCUGCUAAAACGUUUCCUGGUGCUAAACCCAACUAAAAGAGGCACUCUUGAGCAAAUAAUGAAGGACAGAUGGAUCAAUGCAGGACACGAAGAUGAUGAACUUAAACCUUUUGUGGAACCAGAAUUAGACAUUGCAGACCAGAAGAGAAUAGAUAUUAUGGUUGGAAUGGGAUAUUCUCAAGAAGAAAUUCAGGAAUCUCUCAGUAAAAUGAAAUACGAUGAAAUCACUGCUACAUAUUUACUACUGGGGAGGAAAUCAUCAGAGUUGGAUGCUAGUGACUCAAGCUCUAGCAGCAACCUUUCUCUUGCUAAAGUCAGGCCAAGUAGUGAUCUCAACAAUAGCACUGGACAGUCUCCACAUCACAAAGUUCAAAGAAGUAUAUCUUCUAGCCAGAAGCAGCGAAGGUACAGCGACCAUGCUGGUCCAUCUAUUCCUCCAGUAGUAGCCUAUCCCAAAAGAAGCCAGACAAGUACUACUGACAAUGACCUCAAAGAAGAAGGGGUUCCAUCAAGGAAGUCCAGCAGCAAUACAGCUGGAGGAAAAGGAAUUGCUCCUGCUAGCCCUAUGCUUGGGAAUGCAAACAAUCCAAAUAAAGCUGAUAUACCUGAGCGUAAAAGAAGUUCUGCUACGCCCAAUAGCAACACUACACCUGGAGCCAUGACACGGCGAAACACUUAUGUUUGUAGUGAACGAACUCCUACAGACAGACACUCGGUAAUUCAAAAUGGCAAGGAGAGCAGUACCAUUCCUGAUCAGAGGACACCAGUUGCUUCAACUCACAGUAUCAGCAGUGCAACAACACCCGAUCGUAUCCGAUUCCCAAGAGGAACUGCCAGUCGUAGUACUUUCCAUGGCCAGCUUAGAGAAAGGCGCACUGCCACCUAUAAUGGACCUCCUGCAUCACCUAGUUUAUCUCAUGAAGCAACACCACUUUCACAGACACGAAGUAGGGGCUCCACUAAUUUGUUCAGUAAAUUGACUUCAAAGCUGACUAGAAGAAACAUGUCAUUCAGGUUUAUCAAAAGGCUCCCGACUGAAUAUGAGAGGAAUGGGAGAUAUGAGGGCUCAAGUCGUAACGUGGCUGUUGAUCAGAAGGAUGACAACAAAGAAGCCAAACCCCGUUCACUACGAUUUACUUGGAGCAUGAAAACUACCAGUUCAAUGGAUCCAAAUGAUAUGAUGAGGGAAAUUCGCAAGGUCCUGGAUGCCAAUAAUUGUGACUAUGAACAGAGGGAACGUUUCUUGCUUUUCUGUGUCCAUGGGGAUGGCCAUGCAGAAAACCUCGUGCAAUGGGAGAUGGAGGUGUGUAAGCUACCCAGACUGUCCCUGAAUGGAGUUCGCUUUAAACGGAUUUCGGGAACAUCCAUAGCUUUUAAAAACAUUGCUUCGAAAAUUGCCAAUGAAUUAAAGCUGUAAUGAGAAGAGCAAUCAAGUUUGUAAAUUAAGUAGCAAAUUCAAGUGUUUUUGUUUUGUUUUUGAGGACACCAAUGGUCAUGUAUAGAAUACUUAGGGCAAUAACUUCUGCAUCUUCUGGAUCGUGGUAUUAAAACAAAACAGUUCAGACAAGCUGCUGAGCUGGGAGGGAAGUUGGACUUUUUUUUAUAAGUGCACUACAGCAUUAAAGUUGCCUAUGUAAAAUAUUCCCUUCUGCUUUAUUUCCAAUGCUUUUGAGUCUUGACAAACAAUCUAAAACACACCAUGUAUACAUUUGGAUAUUCCUCCUGUUGUGUGGAUGUGUGAAUGUACAGUAUGUGUGUACAAUUAUAAUAUAAAAGUAUUAUAUGUAAACCAUUUAUAGCAUCAGAACUGUACCAGUACCUCUUCCGGGUUAAUUUUGGUGCUAAAAUUGAAAUGGCCAAGGUGAAAGCCCUUAAAAAUACUAAAUAAUCGGUAAACACAAGUUUCACAGUU
Protobothrops mucrosquamatus (brown spotted pit viper) is the source of this 2816-nucleotide messenger RNA. It is a transcript of the gene MARK3, whose product is annotated as microtubule affinity regulating kinase 3. The transcript has 18 exons. Gene Ontology annotation, biological process: protein phosphorylation; intracellular signal transduction. Gene Ontology annotation, molecular function: ATP binding; protein serine/threonine kinase activity. The coding region runs from base 54 to 2321 and encodes 755 amino acids. Gene Ontology annotation, cellular component: plasma membrane; cytoplasm. The record is from RefSeq and is a predicted model, not a curated record. Lineage: Eukaryota; Metazoa; Chordata; Lepidosauria; Squamata; Viperidae.